Messenger RNA from Aspergillus puulaauensis, 444 nucleotides. Its product is annotated as nuclear telomere cap complex subunit Ten1. Gene Ontology annotation, cellular component: CST complex. Bases 1 to 444 code for a protein of 147 amino acids. Gene Ontology annotation, biological process: telomere capping. NCBI's taxonomy places the organism in Eukaryota, Fungi, Ascomycota, Eurotiomycetes, Eurotiales, Aspergillaceae. The transcript has 2 exons. Gene Ontology annotation, molecular function: single-stranded telomeric DNA binding. The record is from RefSeq and is a predicted model, not a curated record.
AUGAACGGCCCUCUUCCUUCUACGAGGGCUUUCCUCUCCGACGUCCCCUCUCUCCCGGCUGACUCUAAAGUCCGCUUUCUUGGUUGCGUCAAAACAUAUCAGAUCUCUACAGGGCACUUGGUCCUUGAGCACAACUAUCCGCGGCUCAAAAAACCAAGGGAGGACCCCCCAUCUAUAACAAUCGAUGUCAAUGCUAUCCUGGAGGCGAUGACCUGGGAGGAGCUGUGCGUCGGUGCGUGGAUUAAUGUCAUCGGCUAUGUACGAAAAGCUCCGGUUGUUGCCUGGGAUAAGGAGGUGGUGUCAGCCCCUGCGUCGUCUAUGCCUGAAUCUGUGCAUGUUGAUGCUGUGAUUGUCUUUCCAGCCGGAGCGAUUGAUUUGGGCGAAUAUGAACAGAUCUUGAAUGAUUCACAGGAGGUAGAGAGGAUGAGGCGUGCAGUCGAAUGA